Molecule: messenger RNA, 567 nt
Organism: Drepanopeziza brunnea f. sp. 'multigermtubi' MB_m1
Lineage: Eukaryota; Fungi; Ascomycota; Leotiomycetes; Helotiales; Drepanopezizaceae
Source: RefSeq, a predicted model, not a curated record
AUGUCGAUUCCCUUCCUUCAUAACGCUAUAAUCGAGGUCAACCCUUUUAGCAUUGAUAGCAACAAGCUAAUCAACGAGAUACCUGGUCGCUACAAGGAUUUCAAGGGUCGCAAAGGUUUUAUCGACGAGUUCGGCAUCAAGCACUACGGUGCUAACAAGGAGAGCGCUCAGGUCCUCUGUCUCCUCGACCACUUUGUCUCUUUCCUCAACGCAAUUGGAAAGCAAUUCACUCAUAAGGAUGUCAAGGUUCGAUUGAUCUUAGGUGAUCCUACUCUUGAGCUUUUCGAUAGCGAUCAUGCCGAAGCUAAAAGCAUCUUGAAGGAGCUAUUGAUGCCAUACCCCUUCACUAUCGAUAGCACCUUGGUAUACAAACGCCUCACCCUCAAGUUCUCGGAUGAAAAUGAGUUUAAGUGGAGCAACAAGUGCCAAAAGCUAGGAGAGCUACUUGAGUCAGACGAGAUUUAUCUGAACCAUGCUUACAAGCAAGAGCUUGGGCCAAAGGCGGAGACCGAGUUGAACGUAUUCUACGUAACUGCAGAAGGACGGGUCUUUAUCAACUCUUUGUAA